This is a messenger RNA of Spizellomyces punctatus DAOM BR117, 3072 nucleotides long. RefSeq lists its product as uncharacterized. Gene Ontology annotation, biological process: regulation of DNA-templated transcription; DNA-templated transcription. The transcript is spliced from 4 exons. Gene Ontology annotation, molecular function: DNA binding; DNA-binding transcription factor activity, RNA polymerase II-specific; zinc ion binding. The record is from RefSeq and is a predicted model, not a curated record. Lineage: Eukaryota; Fungi; Chytridiomycota; Chytridiomycetes; Spizellomycetales; Spizellomycetaceae. Bases 230 to 2962 code for a protein of 910 amino acids.
UGGCCAUUGGGUUUUGGGAAAGUGUAAACUGUAGGAGACCACUAGUGGCGAGAUCUCGAACAGCUGAGGUUUUCUUUUUUUUCAGUUUGUUGUCGGCAGCAUUCCCUUUUGCCCUUCUUCUGACUACCGAUAAGCAUAUCUUUGAGGCGACUUGCAAGGGAUAGCGGUCACCGACAAACACUCUUGUCGUCACUCGAUUUCGCUUGGAGGGAACUGCCGUUGUAAUUCAAUGUCAGACUGUCAAGUUCCCCAAUAUUCUGAUAAUGUCACUCAACGCUUGAACAACAUGCAAGGACCACCUCUCCCACAGCACUCUCUAAUCUAUCCCAACGUUCCUCUAAAACGGACACGAAGCACUCGGGCUUGCGACACUUGUCGACGGAAACGAACAAAGUGUUCUGGCGGACAACCAUGUGAAGGGUGUAUCGCCUUUGGUUUGGUUUGCGCAUACACCGCACCUCAAAAGAAGCGCGGCCCACCAAAGCGAGCCGAGGCUCAAAAGACGCAGACAACGCUGGGCGAACGCCUCAAAACUGUGGAAUCUCUUCUCAGCGGACUAAUAAAUGGAGCUCCGUCCUUGCCAGCAGCAGCGAAACGUGACCGCUCCCUUUCCGAAGCGUCUGAAGGAUCUUGUUACCGAACCUCUUUCAGUCAGUAUUCGGACUCGGAGGAUGAUGAUGAGGAUGAAGAAGACGGUGUGGAAAGUGAUAAUACUCAUAAAGGGUUUAGUGGAAUUGCCCUAGCUAUACAUCGCCCAAAAGCCCGAGAAGUCGGCGUGGCAAGAGUGUCUUCGCCUGAUUCGGAUCCUGGUGCGUCUGCUCCGACUUUCUGUCAAGUGCCCUGGAGAGCGGGUGUGACAGUAACCGAUCCAAAGAGCGGCGUGCUUGUGCAAAGCUUGUCGCUAAACGAUGAGUCUGUCAUUGCUCAUCGAUUUAACAAUACAACCGGGAACAUAACAAUCGUAGAGGAUGUAGUGACGGACACUGUUCUCUUUUACGGAAGUACCAGCACAUCCAAUACACAUUCGUUACGCCAGAGUCCCCGUUUUAACGACGGUGUCAUGUCCAUCGCCUUGCGGUCAGAUGUUGUUCCAGCUAAUACUCCCAUAUCCCUCGAUUCUCCUCCCUGCUCUCCUGAUCUCGUUCACCAUCUCGUUUCCCUGUAUUUUACACACGUGCAUCCAUAUUUUCCUAUGGUCGAUCGGACCGCAUUUACUCGCCAACUCAAGGAGAAGCAGACAGAGCAUUUUUCUCUCUUGCUCAACAGCAUGUGUGCUCUUGUAACACAGCAAACAAGGUCGCUUGCCGCAUGGGGAAUAUCAAGUCCAUCAGAGCUGCAUCGUGCUUUCUUCGAGCGGGCUCGGGCGCUGUUAGGGAAGCAAUUUGACUGGCCUCACAUCAACAAUGUUCAAGCUCUUUUACUUUUGACAUUGGUUGGUGCUGGGACGAAUACGAAUGCGGCCAGUUAUCAGUACAUUGGCAUAGCACACCGCCAUGCGGUGGAAUUGGGAAUGCAUAGAAAUUUAGAAAAACUGAACCAUCCUGGUCUGGAUAAUGGAAUGAAGGAACAGAUGCGUGCGACAUGGUUUUGCUUGUACAUUCUGGACCGCUACACUGGAGUCCACCAAGGAAGACCAUUCGCGAUCAAUGAUGAUGACUGGGAUACUCCAUUACCGUGUCAGGACGAAACGUCCGAUGUUGCUCGAAUGGUUCGGCAUGUUUCGUUGUGUUCCAUAUUGGGACAAAUUGCCAACUACGUUAAUCGGCCGUCUGGGCGCCGGCGCCGAAGCCGGUCUAGUCGCGAGCAACUCGUACGAGAUAUGGAUGGCGAACUCGCGCAGUGGCAUUCUCUAUUACCAGAUGAUUUAAGGCGCGAUCCAACGCGCGAUGUGGGCUCUUGGUCGUUUCAUCAUCACCUGCAUGUGAUGUACCAUACGGCGGUGAUUUUACUACACCGUAUCGCUACCGGCCGUUUCGGCGGGGUUUGUGUAGCAAGCGCAAUUGCUAUUCGACAAACCCUGGAAGCACUUCCAAUGUCAGCCAGCAGCGGCACAAGUGUGCCGGACGAUUUCGUGUUUGUCAUGCCUAUUGUUGUCUAUUCUGGGCUUACAGCCUCCACUUUAUUCUUGGACAUGGUUCUUGAUGGUCGAGCACACUCCGCCAGGCCCACUCCUCGCCGCAAGCGGUCAAAAGGUGAAGAUGACGUGGAUGGCGAGAUUGCCUUGGAAAGCGGCAUCAAUGCAUUGGAAGAGCUGAAGAAGAGCUUGCCGGUCUUUGAAAAGCUAAAAGACACGUCAAUGUUUUCCGUGUACUACGGACAAUUAGUCGCGGAAUGUGUCCGUGGAAGUGGUGUGAAGGUGGGAGAGACGGACAGAAGGACGGGCAAUUCAGAUCAAGGAGAAGCCGCACCGUCAAGCAAUCGGGCGCACGAAGUGAACCGAGCAAAUGGGAGUAACGAACAUUUGGGCGAUACUGGAGGACCGUGUGCUGCGUCGGUUUACAGUGGAAGUACGUCGUACGCUUCUCCGGCCAUGGGAAAUCCUGCACCCGUACAGGUAGCAGCAGUGCCAGACACACUGGGUGCGAACAGCGAGACCGGAUAUCCAGGACCAGGUGGAAUGAACCCAGGGGUUACCAAUACAAUGGGAGGGCUGAAUCAACCGAUGGGACCCUCUUCAUCAGGACCGUACUUUGCCGAUUCUAUCUUUUCCGAACUGUUGAAUCCAUUUUUCGAUCCAUCUCCUGGUUGGUGGGGGGACGUGGGUUUGGCCAGCCCGCCAAAUGCACCUGGCAAUUACCCUCGUGACGGUCAAAAUGCACCGGUUGUCAGCGUUGCAGACGGAAGAGGGCUUUCAGGAUCUCCUGCAGAUUAUUUUGCCACUCCAACGAGCUCGUCUCCGCAAUUAUACGAUGGAAUAUUGACCACCGACUCGGAAGUGGACGGGGGAAAAGCAGCAUUUUGAUGGAAAUAAUUACUUUUGUAUAUAAUUCAAUGGAGGGCGUGUGUACAUGUAUUAGUACAAAGUGAAUGUAGAUAGCUUUGUGAUAUCACAACGUAGUUUUUUAAUUCUUG